AUGAUUUUCACAUCAAAUUUAAUCAAAUGUAUUUUAAUAGUGACACUUUUAGUUUUGUGUCAAAUGCAAUUAACAAGUGCCGGUAAUAAUUAUGAGUUGAAUGAUCUUGAUCUUGGUGAUGAUCUUUAUGAAGCCUCGCCUAUGCAACAUCCUCAUCUUCGUCGUCAAAAUUAUCGACGAGCUUCAUUACGUUAUCAUCCUCAUGUUUUAUACAAAAAGGCCAGUCUUCGACCUAUUAUUGGUCAAAAUGGAAAAAUUACAUUUAUCGAAUGA
Rotaria socialis is the source of this 273-nucleotide messenger RNA. The record is from the annotation of a GenBank genome assembly. Lineage: Eukaryota; Metazoa; Rotifera; Eurotatoria; Philodinida; Philodinidae.